Messenger RNA from Owenia fusiformis, 3518 nucleotides. NCBI's taxonomy places the organism in Eukaryota, Metazoa, Annelida, Polychaeta, Sabellida, Oweniidae. The record is from the annotation of a GenBank genome assembly.
ACCACUGAACCCAACCAGAUUGCAAUGCUCGCAAAAAUAUAUUUGAGAUCAGUAGCUUCAUAUUAUGGUGUUAUUAUUGCAAGCUUGGUGCAUGUACAUGCAGGGAAUAUCAAACUUGGACUACUGUUACCUAGAGAAGGUCUACAGAAUUACUUGGGAUACGAGACAAAUGCAGCUGCCUCCACGAUGGCCUUGGAGAAGUGCAGGAAGGAUGGAAUAAUACCUGGCCAUAACAUAAGUAUCGUGUAUCGAGACACAAAAUGCACAGAGAAAUUUGGUCUUGGAAUGGCUGUUAACCUCUACCUAGAUGAACACGUUGAUGCUUUCAUUGGACCAGCCUGUUCAGAAGCUGCUAUUCCAGUUGGAAACCUGGCAGCGUAUUGGAAUAUUCCUAUGUUUGCCCACGCAUCAAGUGACCCAAGUCUCUCUGAUAAAGGUCGAUUUCCUACAGUGGCCCGAGUCCUCCCGCCAUAUAACAAGAUGGGAUCUGCCUUAGUCGAACUAUUCAACCAUUAUGGAUGGCGCAGGGUUGUCAUGUUGUCCACCAGGAAAUAUAAUAUGAUAAGCUUCGCAGCAAGGGCUAUAAAACAGCAGUUCCGAAAUAACAACAUAACAUUAGCAGAUAGUAUGGACGCUUACACGUUGACAGAUAAUGAAAUAGAAGAAGCUCUUGAAAGAUUCGAACAUCGAGGAAGGAUCAUCAUAGUUCUUUUGGAGAUUGCAGAUGUCCGUCGUGUGAUGAUCCAUGCAAACAAAUUAGGAAUGACAAGUGGACAAUAUGUAUUCAUAAGUUCGUUUAAUAUUGUACCUGUGGAUGACAUCUCUCGACCAUGGUCGCUAAACAACACGUAUGAUUCCAGUGCUAAGGAUGCGUUCCAGUCUCUCAUACACGUUACCGUUGCCUUCGAGAAAAACGAAGAAAAGAAUACAUUCCUUGCUGAAAUUCCAUCCAAAAUGAAGCAGCCUCCUUGGAAUUUUAACAGCGUUGGAUCUUCAAUGACAAAACCUUUAAAGGGAUCGUUGUACUCGUUAUUUCUACACGACACUGUGUAUCUCUACUGCUUGGCGCUGAACCGGACAUCACAGAUGGGUUCUGAUAUGGUGUCAGGAAUUGAUAUGAUUGAAACCGUCAAAUUUGAUGGUAUGAGUGGUCUAGUCGAGCUGGAUGAUAAAGCAGAACGGGAAUCUGAUUAUUGGAUUUGGCAUCUCCCACCUCACAAAGAUAAAUAUGAACACUUUUUGGAAAUAAAAGGCUACGACCGUCAGGGAAAGAGGGUGCGUGUUAUCAACACAGAAUAUUGGCGGACGCCAGAUGGCAAAGCUCCAAAAGAUACACCAGAAUGUGGCUUCUUCACAGAGGCAUGUCUACAGAGUGGAUUAACAGAACAAGAAGUCGGUAUAAUCGUUGGCAUAACAUGUUUAUUUGUUGUACUUGGGAUAUUGUCAUUUGCGAUAUACUUUUACAGACGACAUCGUCUAGAAGCAAAAAUUGAUGGACUGUUAUGGCGGGUGGACUAUGGUGAAAUAGUAUUCUCCAAGGUCCCAAACAAGACAAAAACUAUUCUAGGUGCAAGUAAAAGCGUGCAGAGUAGUACGAAAUCGUGCACGACGAGUACAACCCUAUCUAGUAAGGAUGAUGAUGGUGUGAGACAGACUGAUAAGAUUGAGAAAAGGGUAGGAAUGGUCAGGGGCAACCUAGCGUACGUUAAAAAUGUUGGAUACAUCGGGAAUUUAAACAACAAAGAUCACAAGGAACUUAAAUACAUGAAACUAAUGAACCACCACAACGUCAACGCGUUUAUUGGGAUUUGUCUUUCACCUGGAAGCAUAUGCGUUCUGACUGCAUUCUGUGCAAAACGGAGUUUGCAGGAUGUUUUAGCAAACGAUGACAUAAAGUUGGACUGGCUUUUCAAAAGCUCCCUCAUAUCUGAUGUAGUCAGCGGUAUGGAAUAUAUUCACUCAUCCCCACUUUUGUCCCAUGGCAACCUCAAAAGCAGCAACUGUGUAAUUGACGGGAGAUGGGUCUUGAAGAUCACCGACUAUGGUCUUCAUCGUUUCAAACUGAACCAAGAAUAUUACGACCCUGAUAAUGAUGGUGAUGGGGAAUACGCUGUUUAUUAUGCAAAACUUUGGACCUCCCCCGAGAUAAUGAGAAUGGCCUUACCACCUGCCCAUGGAACAAAGAAAGGAGAUGUGUACAGUUUUGCCAUUAUAGUGCAAGAAAUCAUAUACAGAAGCGGACCAUAUCAUAGCAUAGAAAUAUCGCCUAAAGAUAUUGUUGAAAGGGUCACCAUGGGGGAAAACCCUCCAUUUAGACCUGAAGUGAGAGAGGAUAGUGAUGCUAAACCCGAUAUCAUUGAUUUAAUGAGAGACUGUUGGCAUGAAAACCAAAUCUACAGACCAACCUUUAAAGAAGUAAAAAAGAGGCUUAACAUACAAAACAGCGGAAGGAGGUUUAACCUUAUGGAUAAGAUGAUGGCCAAAUUGGAGACGUAUACCAACAAUCUAGAAGAUCUUAUUGAGGCCAGAACAGAUGCUUUGAUUGAAGAGAAGAGGAAGACAGACAUUUUAUUGUAUCGAAUGCUACCUGGACCAAUUGCAGAAAGUUUAAAGAUGGGCAAAGUUAUUGAACCGGAGGUAUACAGCUUAGUAACAGCAUUCUUUUCCGACAUUGUAUCCUUUACCAAACUGACCAAGGCUAGUUCUCCGAUGGAAAUUGUGACCAUUCUAAACGACUUGUACAUUCUGCUUGAUAGCAUUAUUGCAAAAUAUGAUGUCUACAAGGUUGAGACAAUUGGUGACUCUUAUAUGGUAGUGAGUGGACUGCCUGUGAGAAACGGUAUAAAGCAUGUUGCCAACAUUGCAGACAUGUCCCUGGACAUGCUGAACAGUAUCAGGGACUUCAGGAUCAGACAUUUACCGAGGAGAAAGCUUCAGAUGCGGAUUGGGAUACACAGUGGGUCUUGCGCAGCAGGUGUGGUGGGCACUGCUAUGCCGAGGUACUGUCUGUUCGGGGACACAAUCAACUUGGCAUCCAGAAUGGAGUCUACUGCCGAACCAAUGCGGAUACAGAUGAGCGAAGAGGCCAACAACAUGUUAUCAAAAUUCGAUGGUUAUCUUGUCAGAAAACGGGGAGAAGUAGAAAUAAAGGGGCGUGGCAUGUUAACAACAUUUUGGUUGGAAGGAAAGUCUGGACACGUAUUUGUCAGCCCAGUCAAAGAACAUGACAUAAACUGAUAAAACGUUCUACUCAAUAAUUUAACUGAAUAAGCAUUUCAUCAUUUUGGCGGACAUAAAUGUAUCAUUUACGUAUUCUCAUAUAACGUAUUGAUUUAGCUGGGACUGAGGUUAAAUUAUCAAAAAAAACAUGGAGAUGACUGACAAAUAGCAACAAACAUGUAUAAUUUAUCAGUGUCUCUGAGUUGACUUCAAUUAAUCAAUUAAUGUGAGCUCAAUAAAACACAUAAAUAUAGUAUUGAUUAGUUUCUAAUUAUCUAUCAUUUAUGUUUCUUGCACAU